AUGUCCGACCCUCAGCAAGCAUACCACCAACUUGCGAACACCUUCACUACGAGAAACAACACAGUCCUCGAAAUCGAGAUCCUGCCCACGAGCCUAGGGUCCCCGUUCCUACAGGAUGGCAGCUUCGUCGGAAUCACCAAGAAGGCCCUGGUGCAAGCAUACACAGUCGCGCGCCGGCACUUCGACAAGCUGAAGCACAUGUCCGAUUCGGAACUCCAAGAUACGCUUUCUCGUGGCGACGAGUCUGUUGGUAAUCCGUCGCUCUCGGCCGUUACGGAGGUCAUGCUCCUCUUUGACUGCGAACAUCUGACUGCCUCUAACUGGCGCAAACGCCGGCUGCUGCAGGCUAUCGUCGCUCAAAGACUGGAUGCAUCUGACAGGGUGCGAGCGUUGGAGAUGGAACUCACGCUUCUAACGAGUUAUCAAUGCUCGCCGCUGCACCGGCACACAAAGUCUCCGACGCUGUGGCAUCAUCGGCUAUGGACGCUGAGACAGCUGCUCAAAUCCUGGCAGGACAAUGGCAAUGGCGAUGCCGAGGAUAUGAUGGAGCUUCAGGGUAGGGAAUUAAGGACUGUCCUCCGUGCCGCGGAGCUGCACCCGAGGAAUUACUACGCCUUCAGCUACAUGCGUCAGCUCUACGCUCUUCUAUCGGCUACCCGGGAAGAUGAAUUUGCUCGCAACAUGCUAAACCCAGUCCUCGACUGGUGUCUGGCGCACCCGCGCGAUAUCUCCGGGUGGGCUUUUGUGGUUUAUGUUCUCGAGCAUAUCUCCGGGCGAUCUGUCACUGCUGAUGCGCUCGCGCGAGUGCUGCAGUUUGCGCGAGAUGUCGGCUGGGAGGGCGAGAGUUUGUGGACGUUUGCCGAUCGGAUGGUCUGUCAAUUUGACUUGGAGGAUGUAUUCGAGAGUAAUUUCCCUUGCACAAGCGAUACGGCUGCGAAUGUCGCUCGUGCGGUCUCUAAACCAUCCGAGCGACGCUGGACAAUCCGGCUGGGCCGAGCCAAGACAUACUGGAGUACAAAUAGAAAAAUUACGCCAACCUAUUAA
Messenger RNA from Penicillium lagena, 1044 nucleotides. RefSeq lists its product as uncharacterized. The transcript has a single exon. Lineage: Eukaryota; Fungi; Ascomycota; Eurotiomycetes; Eurotiales; Aspergillaceae. Gene Ontology annotation, molecular function: protein prenyltransferase activity. Gene Ontology annotation, cellular component: cytoplasm. Gene Ontology annotation, biological process: protein prenylation. The record is from RefSeq and is a predicted model, not a curated record. The coding region runs from base 1 to 1044 and encodes 347 amino acids.